AUGUUUUUUGUCGGAGCAUUGUCAUUGCUAUUAUUGCAAUCAACGAAUGCGCAGCGUCAUGACGCUGAUUUGAUGUCCUUUGUGACUCUUAGGAUUGUUGUCGCUCGAAUGCUAACACCUCCCGUUGUUUUUCUUGAUCAGCUUCCCGAAGUACGCGCCUUGAAAUGGGAAAUCACACAUCAUGACCUCACAAGAGCCGCUCCGGGGUACUGGUUUGUGGCACCGUACGGACAAAUUAGCCCAGAAGAGCCUACCAAGAAAUACCAGCAAUACCAGGUUGGCCCGUAUAUUUACGACAGCGAUGGUAUGUUAAUCUGGGCGGGAGCACCACUUUACGAUAACCGAAAUGUCUUCGACUUCCGGCCCGUCACCAACAUCGAUGGAGAAACGCAUCUCUCGUUCAUUGUCAACUGGGAUAUCGACUACUCGAACAAAGGCCAUGGAGUAGUGUUGGACAAGAAUUACAAGGUCGAGAAAGACGUGAAUAUGCUGCUCGACGUCCACGAUUUCAACAUGCACGAGUUCAACGUCUUGCCCGGUGGUAAAUCGGCGCUAGCAUGCACCUACAGAGAGCAAGAGGUGAAUCUGGCGGACUUUGACCGACCGGAAGAAAUGGGCUGGGUGGUCUCGGGUGGAUUUGUGGAAAUGGACCUGGAGACCAACGAGAUUCUGGCUCAGUGGGAUUCCUUGGACAAGAUUCCGCUCCACGAAUCCGUUCUUGUUGGUCAGUCGGAUGCGCCAGCUGGCCAACCAGGCUGGGAUUAUGUGCAUAUCAAUGCCGUGGACAAGAAUGAAGCCGGAGACUACAUCAUCUCCAUGCGCUUUACCGACACCAUCUACGGAAUCUCAGGCGAAGAUGGCCGCAUUAUGUGGCGUCUCGGUGGGCGGGAGAGCGACUUUGAAAUGGAUUUUACCUUCUCGAAGCAGCAUGAUGUCAAAUUCGUGUCAUCAAACGGAACGCAUCAUGUGAUUUCCUUCUUGAACAAUGCUUCGUUUGAACAGAGUAACGAGGAGAACCUUUCGUCCGCGCUCUUUGUUGAACUCGACACGACUGCGAUGACUGCCCGGGUGGUCAGGCGCGUCAACCGCCCCGACAGUGGGCUGACGCGUCUCCGCGGCAGUGUUCAGCUGCUUCCCAACGACAAUGUCUUUGUCGGCUGGAGCGAGUGGGGCUAUCAAAGUGAACAUGCGCCCAACGGAGAUCUCCUCACGACGGCUCGCUUUGCCUCUGAGCGCUAUUCGACCUACCGCGCUUAUAAAGGCGAGUUUGUUGGUCGGCCGACUUCACCCCCAGACGUUGUCGCCUCUGUCUAUGGUACCCGUAACGAUGACACCACUACCCUGAUCCAUGUCAGUUGGAACGGUGCAACUGAUAUUGCUCGAUGGAACUUUUAUGCCCGCGCUCACGCACAAGGCUCUUCCAUUCUGAUCGGCCAUGCCGAGAAGCACGACUUCGAAACCAUGUACAUCCUAGAUGGCUACAUGGAUUGGAUCACUGCAGAGGCGAUCGACAAGGACGGCAAAGUUCUAGGGACCUCACAAGUCAUUCGAAGCGAGGUGCCGCAAAAUUGGAAAGCCGUGGGCUUCACAGGCUCAACAAUGGGCCCCACACCAGAUGACCCGGCUGUCAUCGCAGCAAUCGACAAGAGCAAUACUCACCCAUCCUCCUCUGGUGCGAAGGCCGAGGAUCAGGCAUCCACCGGCUCAUCAGGUUCGUCGUCCGCAUACGCAGAUGCCAAGGAGGUCGCCAAAGCUGUGAACCAGGCUUAUCAAGUGGUUCGCAAUGUGGGCGCGUUGCUCGUUUUGAUCCUUCUUGUCUGCAUUGUCGCAGGCAUAGUAGUUGGCGUGCGUUUCAUCACCAAUCGCCGCAAGACGAGAUCCUACCAGCAUGUCCCCGCUGAGGAGGGUAUGCCCGUGGAAGCGAUUCCAUUGCGCUCACAAGGCCCGGAAUGA
Molecule: messenger RNA, 1953 nt
Organism: Penicillium diatomitis
Lineage: Eukaryota; Fungi; Ascomycota; Eurotiomycetes; Eurotiales; Aspergillaceae
Exons: 3
Coding region: 1-1953 (650 amino acids)
Source: RefSeq, a predicted model, not a curated record